GUACCAAUCGAUGAUAGACACACACAAGGCCGGUACAUUUAUGAACCCUCGCCAGUACCUCCGCUACACGUUCCUCCUGCAUUGGCGGCCAGCCCGGCAUUUUCUGAUAUCUCCCUCAUCCGGAUCACGCCACACCGGAACCCUUCAGUGGGGGUGGAGUCACCUUUUAACCCCCCACAUCCAUACAUUAACCCCUACAUGGACUAUAUCCGCUCACUGCACAGCAGUCCCUCUCUGUCCAUGAUCUCUGCGGCCAGGGGCCUCAGUCCCGCAGAUGCACCCCACGCCAGUUUGACCACAGCAGAGUACUACCACCAGAUGGCCCUACUUGCAGGUCACCGCAGCCCGUACACUGACAUCAUUCCUUCAGUGGCAUCCACAACAGGGCCUGCAAGCAACGCCCUUCAUAUGGAGUACCUGCAGGCUAUGGAAACUUCACGAUUUCCAAGUCCUAGGCUCACAAAUCGGCCCAGCAGAAAACGACCCCUUCCCAGCUCCCCUUCCCUGUCUGAUCCCAGUUUUGACCUGCAGGCCAUGAUUCGCACCUCGCCCAAUUCUCUUGUCACUAUACUUAAUAAUUCCCGCUCCAGCUCAUCCACCAGUGGAUCCUAUGGACACCUCUCAGCUGGUACUAUCAGCCCUGCAUUGAGUUUUGCAUAUCCUCCGACACCUGUGGCACUGCAAAUGCAUCAGCAGCUGAUCAGUCGGCAACCGGGCAUCGUAAGUUCUGCAUUUGGACACAGUCCGCCCCUUGUGCACCCAGCUCCUGCCUUUGCCACCCAAAGACCUGCUCCUGGCAUCCCUCCCUCCAGCCUGCCACCUACAGAACGUUCCGUAGCCUCAAAUGACUCACAGAGUAAACCCACCAGUGAGUCGGCUGUGAGUAGCACAGGGGACCCCAUGCAUCACAAACGCUCCAAACUCAAACCAGAUGAGGAGCCGCCCAGCCCCGGAAUCGUUAGCGCGCAGGUACGCACAUGUGCACAUAUAUGUAUAGGACAAAUGUCCAUGUUGAUAGACAGGCAGAUGUAG
Messenger RNA from Sinocyclocheilus grahami, 1032 nucleotides. RefSeq names its product transcriptional activator GLI3-like. Gene Ontology annotation, cellular component: nucleus. The record is from RefSeq and is a predicted model, not a curated record. Gene Ontology annotation, biological process: smoothened signaling pathway; regulation of transcription by RNA polymerase II. NCBI's taxonomy places the organism in Eukaryota, Metazoa, Chordata, Actinopteri, Cypriniformes, Cyprinidae. Gene Ontology annotation, molecular function: RNA polymerase II cis-regulatory region sequence-specific DNA binding; DNA-binding transcription factor activity, RNA polymerase II-specific. The transcript has 7 exons. The coding region runs from base 199 to 1032 and encodes 277 amino acids.